CCAGGGGUUGUGCCUCAUCCUUUUCUUCGCCUGCUCGCUCUGACUGCAUCUUCCUGUUCUCACACCCAACCAAGCCGAUUCUUCUCCUCCUUCAUCACAUCCUUCCUGUCUGUCCGUCCCCAAUCUAUCCGUACCUACCUACCUUACCUACGUUACGGAACACGGAUACUGCAUGGCCUGACCAUCCACAACCACCCGCCGAACCUUGCCUUGCUUUGCUUUUCUGCCUUGCCUUGCCUUGCCUUGCCUUCCCUCGCCUCGCCCCGUCUCACAGUCCUCACUUUAUCCUGGAACCAACACAACACGCGCUCACCCGCACCCGCACACGUACACACACCACGCGUCUCGAAUCGAACACGACAGCGCCCGACCCAUCUUUUUUUUUUUUUUGCUGUCCUGUCCCGGCCGUCGUCCCAGUCACGUCACGCUUCACCCCAUCUCGCACCCUUCCGCUCUGCCAGGGUUGCGACGCUACGCCCGUCAACAAUAUGUCACUGGAAGUAGUUUACAUCGCCCGCCAUGGAUUCCGGUCCAACUGGCUUGUCGACCCUUCGACGGGAAGCUACACGGCGUCCAUCCCAUCUCCGACAGGAAUCCCCGCAGACCCGGAGUUGACAGCACACGGCGUCGACCAGGCUAAGGAGCUGGGCGCCCACCUGCUGACCGUUGAGCCUCCAAUCGAAGCCGUCUAUUCCAGCCCCUACUACCGCUGUCUGCAAACAAUCACGCCCUUCGUCACCCUCCAGAAGGAACGCCUCAACCGUCUUCGCGGGCAGGACGUUGGGCGCAACGCCGACACCGACGCCAUCACCAUUCGUCCCGAGCAUGGCCUUUGCGAAUGGUAUGGCGCCGCCCCGUUCGAGCAUCCGACCCCGGCCUCGUCCGACGUGCUAAAGUCCAUGUUCCCUCACCUCAAUGACACGUAUCGGAGCGCCGUGUUUCCCGCUCGCAACGGUGAGACCAUCGCUCAAUUGCACGACCGUGUCGCCGCCGGCGUACAAGCCAUCAUCGAGCAAUGCGACGCCGAGGGCAAACGCGCCGUGGUCCUAUGUUCGCACGCCGCCUCUAUCAUCGCCCUUGGGCGAGUCCUCACCGGCGUCAUGCCCGAGACCAUUGAUGCGGAAGACUUCCGAGCCUUCACGUGCGGAUUGAGUAUGUACCGAAGGAAAGCACCAUCGCCUUCCGGGACACAAACCUCGGCGACCCCAGGACCGGAUUCGGAAACCCGCUCAUGGAGAAACGGGAGGGGAGUUGGAGGAGGGUGGGUAUGCGAGCUCAACAGCGACUGCAGCUUUUUGAGCGGAGGAGAAGAGAGGGGAUGGAGAUUUUCGGGAGAUGAGUCCUUUUCCACGGCCGAGAAAUCAUCGCCUCAGGUCGACGCCGGACUGGCACUCGGCGUGGUGGUGGAAGGAAAAGUGAAACCCGACAAGGUGUCUCCCCACAGAGCUGCAGGUCAUCAUCGCCUCUAGGACGACGGCUUCAUUGGCCGGGCGGCGGCCCUUCGUCAUUUGCGUUUUCUUUUUCCCCCUCUCUCAUUCCCAAGAGGUCAAUUCCUUCGACGGGACGCUCAAAGGGACCAAGGUCCAAGGGUCAAGCGGCUUUUUGGGGGCUGCGACAAGUCCUGCUUUCUCCGACCUGGGCCCAGAGCAUGGAGACCGAUCCGCACCACCUGUGCGUGUGCGUGUGUCCUUGCGGCCGAUACACCGAUGGCAGCUAAUGCCGGAUAGACUUGCCUAGCUGCUGCGGGAUGCAUCAUCUGCAUGUCUCUGGCGCGGCCAGGGUAGGAUAGAAUCUGCGAGCCAGUCACUACAGCGGCUAGCCCCGAAUCCAUGACAGAACCCCCCCUGUCGAUUUCAUCUCACAGCUGCCACACCAUUUCAUCGCUCCGUAUUCGAAGCUCUCACCCGUCGCUCUCUAUUGAAUGCCUUCAACACCGCUCGAUAGGACAGACGGCCCAGGGACGACUGGACGUGGCCCAUCACGUCCAGUCCCGCGCUUUCGCCGCCGGAUUGUUGCCCAUCCGGAUUGGCUCCUUCAGCUGAAGAACCCUAAUCUCGCAAAGGCAAAUCUGCUGGCGCUCAGUGUCUAUCUUGUGUCAUGAGCACAUGCAAGAAGAUUGACGUGCUUGCAUCUCGCGUCUCGCCUCGCUUGGCCCGCUGCCGCUUUUCUUCCUGGCUCGAUCCCUUUGAUGGCUUGGCUUCCGCAAGGACUGUGAAGGGGGGAGGGAGGGGAGCUCAUUGACGAAUCCUCAAACAUCGGCUGAUGUUGCUUAUCACAGUGCAGCAGCUCAACAACCCGGGCCCGCGUCCUUUAUCCGCACCCGCUGCCACCUCCUCCUCCAGACUCCUCAGCCUCGAUCGUUGCCGGGUCCCUGUUUAGAGCCACAGAAAGUGGAUAUUUCUCAUUCGGAACAAUGGGUAAUAACGAAACAAGGGUCAGAUCUGUGCGACGCUUUGCUGAAGAAAAAGCUAGCUUGGCAUACCAUGCCGUGGGCCUGUCUAUGUAUUCGUACACUACAGAGCAGCCAGCCCCGUCCGGACCCAAGGCGGGACACGCACCAAGUCAGAAAUGGGUUCGGCCUUCUAGGGAGUCGACAAUAGCAAGUGACAAACUCUCCCCAUUCCUUGCACGGCGGGCUCGACGUUCGAUUCUCGCGCUUGGCUUUGAACGACCAUUCCCCUAGAAGCCUUUGAUCUAGCGGCGACGUGGGGACCGAUCGGUGCCGGAUGCGUCUUGCAAUGCGUCUUCCGAAUCGUCCAUCUGGUGUCUUUGCCGAGACCCUAGCAUCAUGUUCGGAUAUUUGUCUCCAAGUUGGCCUCCCUAGCGGUGUAGGCUCGCAUUAUUUGACUCAGCUGCUCAAACAGGAACGUUCCUGUUGAAAGCGCGAAUCUUACACGGGGCGUGUUGCCAGUGGCCAUGGCAGCUCGCCGCUCGCCGCUCCCUAAUUCCCCAACACCAACGAUUCGCCAAGCUGCAGCCCACGGGAGCUCAUGAUCAUCUCGUCCAUGUCAAAAGAGCGGUGGACGAAGGCAGCCAUGCGUUGGAAGGAAAUGGGAGGGUCGGAAAGGGCUCACCGUUCUUCUUAUGAGAGGCUCUACCAUGGGCCAGGUCUGCAGCGUCUGCCUAGACAUGUGUACGACUGGGGAUGGCAGCACUGACUAGCACGCAUGUGCCUGUCGCAAAGAAAGGAAAGUACAGCCUUCGUCCAGCUGCAGAAGAGGGUGGAUGGGUGACGCGCUUGACACCUGGCGACAACAACAUACAGCCUCCAAGGCACGACAAGGCGGCAGGCGAUGGCUAACCAAAGAUGGUUUCUUAAUCGGGCGGUAUGCUUGAGUCGAUCACGGUACCAACCCAACCGGGAGAGCUUGUCUGUUUCGGAUCUUGGACGCGGGCCAUUGAUUCGACGAGAUCGAUGGCUGGGCUCCAAAAGGAAACGGAAAAGAGAUAGAGAGAGAGACAGAGAAAGAAGAAGAAAAGCAAUAACAACGGGUGGCCACACGUACGCAGGGCAAUUGGUUUGAGGUGGUAGUAUUGCCAACAACACAGGCGCCGGUCUAGCACGGGCAACCUGCAGAAAGCGAAAUCGGGAAAUCCUCAGAGGCUUUCGGCCGUGUGCGAAGAAGGCCGGUAGAAGGCUCGAAAUAACUCGCCUUCAGCUUCAGCUCACACGAAGCGGAGGGCGAUAGCAUCGGCAAAACCCAUCUCGCGCGUGCCUUCAUCCCGUCAACCUGAAAUCUCUGUCCGCUUUCAGCAAACAAUUGGCGUCAAUGCACUGAACUUGGGAUGCCACGAACGUAGCCAAACAAUCGGCAAGCACCCAAUUGUCAGGACUGAUCAAAGAAGGAGAAACCAUCACAGACGACCUCCUGCAAUAGGGUGUGACGCGCUGUGCUAUUUGAAUCGCAGGAAAUGCCUCCAAACGAUCAAUGGCAGGCGGCUAUCAAGGGUUUGCGGCAACAACAACAGCAGGCGGCAUGCCAACAAGACAGAGCUGUUGUGAGGCGGA
Colletotrichum destructivum is the source of this 4009-nucleotide messenger RNA. RefSeq names its product Putative histidine phosphatase superfamily, clade-1. Bases 489 to 1469 code for a protein of 326 amino acids. NCBI's taxonomy places the organism in Eukaryota, Fungi, Ascomycota, Sordariomycetes, Glomerellales, Glomerellaceae. The record is from RefSeq and is a predicted model, not a curated record. The transcript has 4 exons.